CUAGCAAGCAGCUCCCACAAGGCAUCACGUGUUUUUAGCAAGUUAACCGGCCAGGCAAGGACGGCCGACAUAACGCCCGCUAAUUUAGCAACUAGCUCCUAAGUUAUCUUUCUUUUAGAAGCAAGACAUAUUUUGGUUUGUCUGCUUUAGGGAGCCAUGCUAUGGAAAAACACUGCUUAACGGAGACAGCAAUCUCUUCCUAGUCAAGAUUUCCAUCCACCUGCACGGGAACAAUGGGGAAGUAUUUUGUAAAUGACGUGGACAUCAAGAGCACGUGGGACCAAGUGUUCUCUGCGUUCUGGCAGAGAUACCCCAACCCAUUCAGCACCCACGUUCUCACGGAGGACGUGGUUUACCGCGAGGUGACGGCGGACCAUCGGCUCCUGACCCGCCGCCUCCUGACCAAGACGAACCGGCUGCCCCGCUGGGCCGAGCGGUUCUUCCCCGCCAACCUGGCGCGCUCCGUCUACGUCGUGGAGGACUCCAUCGUGGAUCCCCGAAACAGGAGCAUGACGACCUUCACCUGGAACCUGAACCACACCAGGCUGAUGACGGUGGAGGAGCGCUGCGUGUUCCAGGAGUCCCGGGACCGGCCGGCGUGGACCCAGCUCACCCGCGAGGCCUGGAUCACCUCCGGGGUGUACGGAUUCUCCAGGCCCAUCCAGGAGUUUGGACUGGCCCGCUUCAAGAGCAACCAGACGAAGGCCCUUCGGGGCCUGGAGCUGGCUCUGGCCAACAUGCACGCGCAGAGCUCUGCCUUACCAGGCUGGAGGCUCGUCCCCGAGGCCGCGCAGGGAUACCGUGAAGGAGGCCUCUGAGAAAGCCAAGGAGGCGGCGCUGGCCGCCACGGAGAAGGCCAAGACCCUGGCCUCGGCCGCGUCGCCCCAGAAGCCCCGGCAGUUCGUGUGACGCAGACCCGCCCGCACGAGCGUGCGAAAGCUACCCCCUCCGCGAGCCCGGUCCUCCAGGGAGCGCGCGUCCCUCCCCCCUCAGGGACCCCCGGCAGCGCUGGGCAGGGAUCCAGCUGGCUGGACUCAUAACCUGUUCAUCAUCAUCAUCAUCAUCAUCAUCAUCAUCUCCCUGCUGAGGAUUCUCAGGUACUGUACAGCCCUCAGGCGUGGAAACGGCUGCGUUUACAGGCCAGUGGCCCUGUUUGCACACCUUGAGCUGUGUGCAUUCAGCCUGUUUGUGACGCGAAGACAAUCGAGGACGGAAAAAAAACAGAAAGGCGGAAGUAUGAAAUGUGUUUCUGCUUUGUUUAGUCUGGAGCCGCGGUAACGUAGGCCUUUCUGACGUCGUCUUGCUUUAAAUUUAGAUUCUUGUAUCUAGGGGUUCGGUCAGUGUGAUUUCUUGAAGAAAAUCUGAAAGCAUUCCUUCUGGUUAGACUGACACUUUAGAUUUUUUAAAACCUGUUGUGGAUGUUCUUAAGUUUGCUGUGAGUGAGCGAGCUAAAUUAUAGAAUGAGUGAGAAAGCGAAUGUGAUGUAGCAUUUCAAUUUUUGAAUUUAAUGAAUUUAAGGUAAUAAUACCUUUAAUUUUUUUAGGAAAAGUGUACAGUACAAAGUAAAAGUACAUUGGAAUUCUAAUGCAUCAUGUUUUCUGUCAUGGCUCAUGAAUUGAUCUGUACUUUCUCUGUCAGUGAAUCCUUUUUGACAUGUUAAGGUUGAGUUCUAAACAAUAAAUGGGAGAGUGAACUGACAA
Messenger RNA from Anguilla rostrata (American eel), 1700 nucleotides. Its product is annotated as PRELI domain-containing protein 1, mitochondrial-like. Gene Ontology annotation, biological process: phospholipid transport. Gene Ontology annotation, cellular component: mitochondrial intermembrane space. The transcript has 7 exons. The record is from RefSeq and is a predicted model, not a curated record. The coding region runs from base 234 to 818 and encodes 194 amino acids. NCBI's taxonomy places the organism in Eukaryota, Metazoa, Chordata, Actinopteri, Anguilliformes, Anguillidae. Gene Ontology annotation, molecular function: phosphatidic acid transfer activity.